This is a messenger RNA of Ruditapes philippinarum (Manila clam), 1122 nucleotides long. RefSeq lists its product as uncharacterized. The coding region runs from base 1 to 1122 and encodes 373 amino acids. Lineage: Eukaryota; Metazoa; Mollusca; Bivalvia; Venerida; Veneridae. The record is from RefSeq and is a predicted model, not a curated record. The transcript has a single exon. Gene Ontology annotation, molecular function: cysteine-type deubiquitinase activity. Gene Ontology annotation, biological process: protein deubiquitination.
AUGCCCCACAUCCAAGUAAAUAUAAAUAAGGUUGGAGAAAAAAUUCUUCUUCGCCAUCCGUUUUCAGUGACGAGGGUUCCUCUGAAACGUCAUGUUAUUCCAGGAAUAAUUUUGGGAUUUAAUAAGCUAAGAAGUAGAUACCGCGUGCUUUAUAAAGAUCUAAAGCAUCAGAAUGAUUUUGUAAGAAAUUGGAUCGGGGUAGAAUACAUCACCAGUACUACAGUAUCAAAAGAAAAAGUUAGAAGAAAGCGGGUUGCGAAACCAAAGUUACACACGAAGAAGACAAGUCAUCCUGAAAAACUAAAUAAAAUUGUUAUGACACAUGAAGAUUAUUUGAAUUUGCUUGAUAACGAUGAUUUCCCGAGUGGAAUUUCGGUGGUGUAUGACCCGUCUCCAGAUGGCAACUGCCAGUUUGAAGCGAUCGCGCACCAAAUGCAAUUUAAAGGAAUACAUAGAAGUGCUACAACACUGAGAAAAGAAGCUACAGAACAUCUUAAUCAGCAAGACGCGUUCUACCGACAGUUUGUUCAUAACAUGACGUAUGAAGAAUAUGUUUCUUCUAUGGCGCGUGAUUGCUAUUAUGGUAUUAAUCUUACGCUCGUGGCUCUCAUGAGGGAAUAUAACAUGCAAUGUAUAGUUAUAUCACCACAAGGUCGCACACAUACAAGGCUUAUAUCAAAUGAUGAAUUUUAUGAUAGAAUGUUGCCUGUGUUGAGCAUAGCUCAUUUUCCGGAAGACAAUGGUAUGCAUUAUGUUAGUGUAGAGCUACAGAGAAACAUUCUUAUCGAUUAUUUAUCAGACUUUGAACAGCCAGACAGCACUGACAAGAAAUCAGCAGACUCUGAUCUUGGAGAGGCAUCGGCUGAAAGAAAACAUGAAAAGGGGAAAAAGUCCGUUCAAACACAAAAAGCCAACGAGACCGAAACGGAUAAUGUGCGAAAAAAAAUGCUAAGUAGAUUACAUAAAGCUGUCUUGGAAAAGCGGAGUGGGGUGCAUAAAAAGACAAUAGCAUUUCAGCGGUUACCAUUACACAUACAAAUACAAAUUGUCAAAUAUUGCUUGAAUGAUCCUUCAUUUAGAUUUGUUUUAGAAAGGACACAUGGGUAUUUCCGGAGUUGUUAA